Messenger RNA from Coniosporium apollinis CBS 100218, 1539 nucleotides. Its product is annotated as 6-phosphogluconate dehydrogenase. Gene Ontology annotation, cellular component: cytosol. Gene Ontology annotation, molecular function: NADP binding; phosphogluconate dehydrogenase (decarboxylating) activity. The record is from RefSeq and is a predicted model, not a curated record. Gene Ontology annotation, biological process: pentose-phosphate shunt; pentose-phosphate shunt, oxidative branch. The transcript has 2 exons. Bases 1 to 1539 code for a protein of 512 amino acids. NCBI's taxonomy places the organism in Eukaryota, Fungi, Ascomycota, Dothideomycetes.
AUGGCGGAUCCUUUGCGUCAAAUCAAACAUAUUGGCAUCGUUGGCGCCGGCAACAUGGGCACCGAGAUGACCUUCGGCUUCUCUGAGCAAGGCUUGGCCGUCUCUCUCUGGGACAUAUCGGGCGAGAACGUGGAUCAAGCCCUGGAGAUGGCGAAGAAUGAGAAGAACCUGAAAGGCGAGGUCAAGGGAUACCACGACAUCCACGAGUUUGUGAAGAGCUUGAAGGAUGCAGAGAGAAAGGUCUUCAUCUUCUCGAUAACGCAUGGUUACCCGGCCGACUCGGUGCUCGACAAGAUCAAAGAUGACCUGAAGGAGGGCGAUAUCAUUCUUGAUGGCGGCAACGAGAACUACAAGAACACUGAGAGGAGGCAGAAGGAGCUGGAAUCGAAGGGCGUGAAGUGGAUUGGUAUGGGAGUGUCAGGGGGAUACCAGUCCGCUCGACGUGGUCCGAGCAUGUCCCCCGGUGGUGAUCCGGAAGCUGUCAACACCGUCCUCCCUCUGCUGGAAAAGUUCGCCGCCAAGGACCCAAAGUCUGGCAAGCCAUGCGUGGCCAACAUCGGGCCUCGCGGCUCAGGACAUUUCGUCAAGAUGGUGCACAACGGCAUCGAGAAUGGCAUGCUCUCAACGGUGUGCGAAGCCUGGAGCCUCAUGCAUAAGUCUCUUGGCAUGGAGCUCGACGAGAUCGGCAAGGUGUUCGAGAAGUGGAACUCCGAGGGUGAACUAGAGGGCACCUAUCUCGUUCAGAUCGCCUCGGAGAUCUGCACGAGGAAGAAAUCGCCCCAAGGCGACCAGCACGGCGAAGAGAAGGGCGACCCCCAUCGUUCCCAUGCUGAUACCCUCAAAGUCGUCCAGGAUGACGAUGACAGCGAAGGCACCCUAUACUGGACGGUGAUGGAAGCCGCGCGCCGCCACAUCUCCGCACCCACCAUCGCAACCGGCCACUUCUUCCGCGUCGCCAGCGGCGCCCGCGCACAGCGCCUCAGAGUCGCCAAGAAGCUCAAGAUGCCGCAGCCACAGAAAGCUUCCGACGUCGAUAAGGAGGCCUUCGUUGAGGACCUCCGCAAAGCCGUCUAUGCCUCCUUUCUCUGCGCCUUCUGCCAGGGACUCGAGCUGAUCGCCCGUGCCUCGAAAGACGAAGACUGGAACAUCGACCUCGCCACCUGCAUCCAAAUCUGGCGCGCUGGCUGCAUCAUCCAGGAAGACCACAUCGCGAACAUGCUGCAGCCGAUCUUCGAAUCCUCAAACGAGCGUAUGAUGAACAUGAAGCUCAUCGAUGAGGUGUCAGCGGACCUGCACAAGAACUAUGAGCCCCUGAAGAAGGUGGUGCUUAAGGGGACGGAGUGGGAUAACUACGUCCCGAGCCUGAGCGCGAGUUUGGAAUACCUGAAGUACGAGGGCGGCACAAUGCUCGCGACGCAGUUCAUGGAGGCGGAGAUGGACUUCUUUGGGGCGCACGCCUUCGACAAGGCGAAUGUCAAGGGUGAGGAUCCGGGAAAGGCGACGAAGGGCGCGCAUCACUACGAGUGGAGGCCGGCGUGA